CUUUUGCGAAUACAUAAUAAAUUUACUUGUAUAGCAAGUAGGAAGUUUAAACAUAAAAUUCUCAGUGAACUGCAUAGAACUGUUAGUUGAAAUUUAAAAUUAAAAAAAGUAAAUAAAUAAUUUUAUAAUACGAGAGUUCUUGACCUGCUUUUCUCAACAUUGGAUUGCAUCAACCACUAGAAGAAGAUAAUUAUUUAAACUAAGCACAAAACAACAAAGAUUUUCAGAAGAAAACACCUUGCAGAUACCUAUACUGUUUAAAUGUAAAAAUAGAAGAUGAGGCAUAAAAAUUCUGCUAUUAACGAAGUAAUAAGUGCUGAAAAGUUUGUAGACCAACUUUUAGAAGAAGGUUCAAAAAUCAGUUUCAAGGAAUCAAAUUUCUCCGACAAACAUGUACUUCCACCGUUUUAUGAUGAAGAACUUUACAAAAAAGGUCAAGAAUUCUUCUAUAAGCACAUCUGGGCAAUGUUUGCCGCUAAAUUUCACGGACUUUUGGCAGUUAUAGCUAUACCUACAGUGUUGAAGAUUUUAAUAUUUACUCAAAAAUCGGGUAAUAAUUAUUCGGCGUAUGUAAGAUACAUGUCGACGAUUUUCCAUAUGAUUGUGUGGUACCGAGAAGAUUUUAAACCAGGCUCCAAUUUAUGGAAAUCGCUAGCUGAAGUGAACAAUAAGCAUAGCUAUGCGAGCAAAAAAAGCUGCAGCGCAGGUCUCAAUAAAAUCUCCCAAAAGGACAUGGCCUUAACACAAUUUGGAUUUAUGGGGUUUCCAUUAUGUAGACCGGAACAGAUUGGCAUCUAUCAUGCCACGGAAGAAGAAUUGCAGGCUUUUACCCAUGUUUGGAGGGUUGUUGGAUAUUUUAUGGGAAUAGAAGACAGGUUUAAUAUCUGUAGUGGUUCUGUAGAAGAAACUAGAGAAAUUUGCAACUUAUUAAUAGACAAAUGUUUCUAUCCAGCGAUAUCCCAAAGAAAUCCAGAUUUUAUGAAAAUGUCUAGUCACUUGUGCGGAGGGUUAUGGUGUAUGAAUCCAUUUUUAAUCCACAAAGUUAUCAUGAAUUACUUGUACGAUCUACUGCAAAAACCAACCAAUGUUAACAAUAAUAAUAACAAUACUAGUCUUGUCAAAUUACCAUAUUUUAAGUUAAAUAUUAUUCACACUAUGUGUUAUUACUUGCUUGCAAUCGCUUUGUAUUCUACUAGAUAUAGUAUUUUUAGGCAAAUUUUUAAUUCUUUACACCAUCUAACUAUAUGGUUAAUGGAAACCUGUCCCUUUUUGGCAUAUUAUAGUUUCGGAAACACGCCUAAUACUAUUGUAAAAUUAAAACUUUAAACAAACAAAUAAAUCGUUUUAUUCAGCCUGCAGCCUUCGAGGCCAGCAUUCGACUGUGUAGUGUGUACUGUGCUUUUACCAAAGUUAUAAAGUGUGUUUCAAUAUGAGCGC
Psylliodes chrysocephalus is the source of this 1437-nucleotide messenger RNA. The record is from the annotation of a GenBank genome assembly. Lineage: Eukaryota; Metazoa; Arthropoda; Insecta; Coleoptera; Chrysomelidae.